UUGGGGGGCGUGGUUAAUGGCAAUUGACGUUUGAGAGAGGAAGUGUUGUUCUAGUGUUCGAUCUACAGGAGUUGCGAAAAGAGUGUUUCCCUUCAGUCAACAUACCACAUCCAGGUAGUUAUUUUUCAGUUGAUUUUUUUGAAGGAAAAAAGAAGACAAACAAAUUAAUACCAUGGUCACAGAAGGGGAGCCUACAGAUUUGGUGAAAGUGCUGCACCUGCUGGUGCUGUCCUUCGCAUGGGGAAUGCAGUUGUGGGUCUCCUUUAUAGCAGGUUUUACACUGGUGAAGCAGGUAACACUGCACACCUUUGGGCUGGUGCGAAGCAAGCUGUUCCCUGUCUAUUUCUAUUGCUUACUGGGCAGCAACUUUGUCAGCCUGGCUGUGUAUGCAGUCUACCACCCCAGAGAGCUGCUGGAUUGGCACGAAAGCCUGCAGAUGGCUCUGUACUUUGUGGCAGUCAUCAUGGCAGGUCUAAACGCACAGUGGUUUGGCCCGUCUGCCACAGAGGUCAUGUUCAAGCUGCGGGAGGUGGAGCAGGAGCAUGGCCUGGGGAACCAAAUAGGGAUAGGGAGCCAGAGGGAAGCCUACACCAAACUCAGGGAGCAGGAUCCCAAGUACAAGGCCUACAAGAGCACCUUUGGCCACUAUCAUGGCCUGUCCAUCCUAUGCAACCUGAUUGGCUUUAUCUGCACAACCACCAACAUAGUGUACACAGCUCUCAAUUUACACACCAUUUAGAGAUUGUGU
Molecule: messenger RNA, 748 nt
Organism: Oncorhynchus tshawytscha (Chinook salmon)
Lineage: Eukaryota; Metazoa; Chordata; Actinopteri; Salmoniformes; Salmonidae
Product: transmembrane protein 205
Exons: 4
Coding region: 173-739 (188 amino acids)
Source: RefSeq, a predicted model, not a curated record